Molecule: messenger RNA, 20748 nt
Organism: Closterium sp. Yama58-4
Lineage: Eukaryota; Viridiplantae; Streptophyta; Zygnematophyceae; Desmidiales; Closteriaceae
Source: the annotation of a GenBank genome assembly
GACGACACGACCUUUGAGAAGCAGAGCUCGCUCUUUGCCCUCGCUGUCGCUGACGUCAUCAUCGUUAACAUGUGGUGCCAUGACAUUGGUCGAGAGCAAGCCUCCAACAAACCGUUGCUCAAGACGGUGUUUCAGGUGAUGAUGCGCCUCUUCACGCCGCGCAAGGCCACGCUGCUCUUUGUCAUCCGCGACAAGACCAAGACACCCAUGGAGACACUUGAGCCCAUAUUGAGGGAGGACAUUCAGAAGAUAUGGCAGAGUGUGCCCAAGCCACAGAAGCAUCAGGACACACCCUUUGCAGACUUCUUCAACGUGGAGGUCACAGCUCUCCCCAACUUCGAGGAGAGAGAGGAGGAGUUCAAGAGCCAGGUGGCACGUCUGCGCGAGCGCUUCCAGGACUCGGUGGCGGAGGGGCGGCUGGCGGGGGACCGGCGGGGGGUGGUGCCGGCAUCGGGCUUCCCCCUGAGCGUGGCGGAGAUGUGGCGCGUGAUCAGGGAGAACAAGGACCUCGACCUGCCCGCUCACAAGGUGAUGGUGGCGACGGUGCGCUGCGAGCAAAUUGCUGCGGAAAAGCUCGCCCUGCUGCAGGAGAGCGAGGAGUGGGUGGAGCUAAAGGCGGAUGUGGAGGCGGGCAGGGAGGCGGAGCACUUUGGUGGGCGGGCCGAUAAUCUCGCAGCUAAUGCUCUCGCCACAUACGAUGCGGAGGCGGCAUACUUUGAGGAGGGCGUGAGGGACAGCAAGCGUCAGUUCCUGCUCAAAGGCAUGAGCGCCCUCAUCCGCCCGGUGCACACGGCAGUGGUGGCUGCAGCAGCAGCGCGCUGCCUCGACUCGUUCAAGAGGGACCUGGACGAUGCCACAGGGGGCCGCGAGGGCAGCGCGGCUUCCUUCGCUCAUUCUGCUGCCGCCUGCCUACAGGCCGCCACACUUUCUUUUGAGUCCGACGUUGAGGAUGCUGACGUGGCGCUGUUCAAUUGGUCGGUGGAGGAAGUGAGGGCGAAGCUUAUGGCUGACAUGGAAUCCCACGUGGCGUCGCUGCGAUCGCAGAAGCUUAAACAAAUCGUCACAGAUGCAGAGGCAUCCCUGUCAGAGGCGAUUUCAGAGCCCAUAGCAGCGCUGCUAGAGGCAGUGACGGACAACACGUGGCGGGACAUCAGGGCUGUGUUUUUCCACCAGCUGGACGCCGCCUGCAGCGACGUGGAGCAGGCGGUGGCGGGGUUCCAGCUGGGGGAUGACGAGCAGGCGCGGCUCAAGGCAACGGUGGAGGCGGCGGGGCGCAAGGUGGUGGAGGAGCGCGUGAGACGGGAGAGCCAGCAUGCCCUGUCGCUCAUGAAAGACAGGUUCUUCGCAGUGUUCUCGCAGGACGAUCAGGGUCUGCCACGCAAGUGGACGGAGGGGGACGACAUCAAAGCCAUCGCCUUCGACGCACGCAAGGCGGCGCUGAGGCUGCUAGCAGUGGUGGCGGCCAUGCGUCUGGACACGGUGGACGACUCCAUCGAGCCCACACUCUUGUCUCUUCUGGGGGAGGGCGCACCUGGGGAGGGCGGCGACUCGUCACGCACCCAGGACGGGGAGUCGGGGGAGGGGGAGGGGGAAGUAGAGGAGGAGGGGGAAGGGGAAGUGGGAGGAGAGGGGAAAGGGGGGAGCAGGCGAGUGCAGCGGGUGUUCACAUCGGCAGGGCUGCUGGCUGCUAGCAAGUGGGACAAGAUCGCCCCAGAGUGCACGUUCCUGACGCCAGGGCAGUGCCGGGCGCUGUGGGGCAAGUUCAAGGCGGAGACACAAUACGUGGUGGCGCAGGCCAUGCAGACUCAGGAGGCGAGUCGGCGCAACAACGCAUGGCUGCCCCCGCCGUGGGCCAUUGUAGCCAUGGUGGUGCUGGGGUGGAACGAGUUCAUGGCUGUGCUCAGGUGGGGUGGAACGAGUUCAUGGCUGUGCUCAGGUGGGGUGGAACGAGUUCAUGGCUGUGCUCAGGUGGGGUGGAACGAGUUCAUGGCUGUGCUCAGGUGGGGUGGAACGAGUUCAUGGCUGUGCUCAGGUGGGGUGGAACGAGUUCAUGGCUGUGCUCAGGUGGGGUGGAACGAGUUCAUGGCUGUGCUCAGGUGGGGUGGAACGAGUUCAUGGCUGUGCUCAGGUGGGGUGGAACGAGUUCAUGGCUGUGCUCAGGUGGGGUGGAACGAGUUCAUGGCUGUGCUCAGGUGGGGUGGAACGAGUUCAUGGCUGUGCUCAGGUGGGGUGGAACGAGUUCAUGGCUGUGCUCAGGUGGGGUGGAACGAGUUCAUGGCUGUGCUCAGGUGGGGUGGAACGAGUUCAUGGCUGUGCUCAGGUGGGGUGGAACGAGUUCAUGGCUGUGCUCAGGUGGGGUGGAACGAGUUCAUGGCUGUGCUCAGGUGGGGUGGAACGAGUUCAUGGCUGUGCUCAGGUGGGGUGGAACGAGUUCAUGGCUGUGCUCAGGUGGGGUGGAACGAGUUCAUGGCUGUGCUCAGGUGGGGUGGAACGAGUUCAUGGCUGUGCUCAGGUGGGGUGGAACGAGUUCAUGGCUGUGCUCAGGUGGGGUGGAACGAGUUCAUGGCUGUGCUCAGGUGGGGUGGAACGAGUUCAUGGCUGUGCUCAGGUGGGGUGGAACGAGUUCAUGGCUGUGCUCAGGUGGGGUGGAACGAGUUCAUGGCUGUGCUCAGGUGGGGUGGAACGAGUUCAUGGCUGUGCUCAGGUGGGGUGGAACGAGUUCAUGGCUGUGCUCAGGUGGGGUGGAACGAGUUCAUGGCUGUGCUCAGGUGGGGUGGAACGAGUUCAUGGCUGUGCUCAGGUGGGGUGGAACGAGUUCAUGGCUGUGCUCAGGUGGGGUGGAACGAGUUCAUGGCUGUGCUCAGGUGGGGUGGAACGAGUUCAUGGCUGUGCUCAGGUGGGGUGGAACGAGUUCAUGGCUGUGCUCAGGUGGGGUGGAACGAGUUCAUGGCUGUGCUCAGGUGGGGUGGAACGAGUUCAUGGCUGUGCUCAGGUGGGGUGGAACGAGUUCAUGGCUGUGCUCAGGUGGGGUGGAACGAGUUCAUGGCUGUGCUCAGGUGGGGUGGAACGAGUUCAUGGCUGUGCUCAGGUGGGGUGGAACGAGUUCAUGGCUGUGCUCAGGUGGGGUGGAACGAGUUCAUGGCUGUGCUCAGGUGGGGUGGAACGAGUUCAUGGCUGUGCUCAGGUGGGGUGGAACGAGUUCAUGGCUGUGCUCAGGUGGGGUGGAACGAGUUCAUGGCUGUGCUCAGGUGGGGUGGAACGAGUUCAUGGCUGUGCUCAGGUGGGGUGGAACGAGUUCAUGGCUGUGCUCAGGUGGGGUGGAACGAGUUCAUGGCUGUGCUCAGGUGGGGUGGAACGAGUUCAUGGCUGUGCUCAGGUGGGGUGGAACGAGUUCAUGGCUGUGCUCAGGUGGGGUGGAACGAGUUCAUGGCUGUGCUCAGGUGGGGUGGAACGAGUUCAUGGCUGUGCUCAGGUGGGGUGGAACGAGUUCAUGGCUGUGCUCAGGUGGGGUGGAACGAGUUCAUGGCUGUGCUCAGGUGGGGUGGAACGAGUUCAUGGCUGUGCUCAGGUGGGGUGGAACGAGUUCAUGGCUGUGCUCAGGUGGGGUGGAACGAGUUCAUGGCUGUGCUCAGGUGGGGUGGAACGAGUUCAUGGCUGUGCUCAGGUGGGGUGGAACGAGUUCAUGGCUGUGCUCAGGUGGGGUGGAACGAGUUCAUGGCUGUGCUCAGGUGGGGUGGAACGAGUUCAUGGCUGUGCUCAGGUGGGGUGGAACGAGUUCAUGGCUGUGCUCAGGUGGGGUGGAACGAGUUCAUGGCUGUGCUCAGGUGGGGUGGAACGAGUUCAUGGCUGUGCCCAGGUGGGGUGGAACGAGUUCAUGGCUGUGCCAGGUGGGGUGGAACGAGUUCAUGGCUGUGCUCAGGUGGGGUGGAACGAGUUCAUGGCUGUGCUCAGGUGGGGUGGAACGAGUUCAUGGCUGUGCUCAGGUGGGGUGGAACGAGUUCAUGGCUGUGCUCAGGUGGGGUGGAACGAGUUCAUGGCUGUGCUCAGGUGGGGUGGAACGAGUUCAUGGCUGUGCUCAGGUGGGGUGGAACGAGUUCAUGGCUGUGCUCAGGUGGGGUGGAACGAGUUCAUGGCUGUGCUCAGGUGGGGUGGAACGAGUUCAUGGCUGUGCUCAGGUGGGGUGGAACGAGUUCAUGGCUGUGCUCAGGUGGGGUGGAACGAGUUCAUGGCUGUGCUCAGGUGGGGUGGAACGAGUUCAUGGCUGUGCUCAGGUGGGGUGGAACGAGUUCAUGGCUGUGCUCAGGUGGGGUGGAACGAGUUCAUGGCUGUGCUCAGGUGGGGUGGAACGAGUUCAUGGCUGUGCUCAGGUGGGGUGGAACGAGUUCAUGGCUGUGCUCAGGUGGGGUGGAACGAGUUCAUGGCUGUGCUCAGGUGGGGUGGAACGAGUUCAUGGCUGUGCUCAGGUGGGGUGGAACGAGUUCAUGGCUGUGCUCAGGUGGGGUGGAACGAGUUCAUGGCUGUGCUCAGGUGGGGUGGAACGAGUUCAUGGCUGUGCUCAGGUGGGGUGGAACGAGUUCAUGGCUGUGCUCAGGUGGGGUGGAACGAGUUCAUGGCUGUGCUCAGGUGGGGUGGAACGAGUUCAUGGCUGUGCUCAGGUGGGGUGGAACGAGUUCAUGGCUGUGCUCAGGUGGGGUGGAACGAGUUCAUGGCUGUGCUCAGGUGGGGUGGAACGAGUUCAUGGCUGUGCUCAGGUGGGGUGGAACGAGUUCAUGGCUGUGCUCAGGUGGGGUGGAACGAGUUCAUGGCUGUGCUCAGGUGGGGUGGAACGAGUUCAUGGCUGUGCUCAGGUGGGGUGGAACGAGUUCAUGGCUGUGCUCAGGUGGGGUGGAACGAGUUCAUGGCUGUGCUCAGGUGGGGUGGAACGAGUUCAUGGCUGUGCUCAGGUGGGGUGGAACGAGUUCAUGGCUGUGCUCAGGUGGGGUGGAACGAGUUCAUGGCUGUGCUCAGGUGGGGUGGAACGAGUUCAUGGCUGUGCUCAGGUGGGGUGGAACGAGUUCAUGGCUGUGCUCAGGUGGGGUGGAACGAGUUCAUGGCUGUGCUCAGGUGGGGUGGAACGAGUUCAUGGCUGUGCUCAGGUGGGGUGGAACGAGUUCAUGGCUGUGCUCAGGUGGGGUGGAACGAGUUCAUGGCUGUGCUCAGGUGGGGUGGAACGAGUUCAUGGCUGUGCUCAGGUGGGGUGGAACGAGUUCAUGGCUGUGCUCAGGUGGGGUGGAACGAGUUCAUGGCUGUGCUCAGGUGGGGUGGAACGAGUUCAUGGCUGUGCUCAGGUGGGGUGGAACGAGUUCAUGGCUGUGCUCAGGUGGGGUGGAACGAGUUCAUGGCUGUGCUCAGGUGGGGUGGAACGAGUUCAUGGCUGUGCUCAGGUGGGGUGGAACGAGUUCAUGGCUGUGCUCAGGUGGGGUGGAACGAGUUCAUGGCUGUGCUCAGGUGGGGUGGAACGAGUUCAUGGCUGUGCUCAGGUGGGGUGGAACGAGUUCAUGGCUGUGCUCAGGUGGGGUGGAACGAGUUCAUGGCUGUGCUCAGGUGGGGUGGAACGAGUUCAUGGCUGUGCUCAGGUGGGGUGGAACGAGUUCAUGGCUGUGCUCAGGUGGGGUGGAACGAGUUCAUGGCUGUGCUCAGGUGGGGUGGAACGAGUUCAUGGCUGUGCUCAGGUGGGGUGGAACGAGUUCAUGGCUGUGCUCAGGUGGGGUGGAACGAGUUCAUGGCUGUGCUCAGGUGGGGUGGAACGAGUUCAUGGCUGUGCUCAGGUGGGGUGGAACGAGUUCAUGGCUGUGCUCAGGUGGGGUGGAACGAGUUCAUGGCUGUGCUCAGGUGGGGUGGAACGAGUUCAUGGCUGUGCUCAGGUGGGGUGGAACGAGUUCAUGGCUGUGCUCAGGUGGGGUGGAACGAGUUCAUGGCUGUGCUCAGGUGGGGUGGAACGAGUUCAUGGCUGUGCUCAGGUGGGGUGGAACGAGUUCAUGGCUGUGCUCAGGUGGGGUGGAACGAGUUCAUGGCUGUGCUCAGGUGGGGUGGAACGAGUUCAUGGCUGUGCUCAGGUGGGGUGGAACGAGUUCAUGGCUGUGCUCAGGUGGGGUGGAACGAGUUCAUGGCUGUGCUCAGGUGGGGUGGAACGAGUUCAUGGCUGUGCUCAGGUGGGGUGGAACGAGUUCAUGGCUGUGCUCAGGUGGGGUGGAACGAGUUCAUGGCUGUGCUCAGGUGGGGUGGAACGAGUUCAUGGCUGUGCUCAGGUGGGGUGGAACGAGUUCAUGGCUGUGCUCAGGUGGGGUGGAACGAGUUCAUGGCUGUGCUCAGGUGGGGUGGAACGAGUUCAUGGCUGUGCUCAGGUGGGGUGGAACGAGUUCAUGGCUGUGCUCAGGUGGGGUGGAACGAGUUCAUGGCUGUGCUCAGGUGGGGUGGAACGAGUUCAUGGCUGUGCUCAGGUGGGGUGGAACGAGUUCAUGGCUGUGCUCAGGUGGGGUGGAACGAGUUCAUGGCUGUGCUCAGGUGGGGUGGAACGAGUUCAUGGCUGUGCUCAGGUGGGGUGGAACGAGUUCAUGGCUGUGCUCAGGUGGGGUGGAACGAGUUCAUGGCUGUGCUCAGGUGGGGUGGAACGAGUUCAUGGCUGUGCUCAGGUGGGGUGGAACGAGUUCAUGGCUGUGCUCAGGUGGGGUGGAACGAGUUCAUGGCUGUGCUCAGGUGGGGUGGAACGAGUUCAUGGCUGUGCUCAGGUGGGGUGGAACGAGUUCAUGGCUGUGCUCAGGUGGGGUGGAACGAGUUCAUGGCUGUGCUCAGGUGGGGUGGAACGAGUUCAUGGCUGUGCUCAGGUGGGGUGGAACGAGUUCAUGGCUGUGCUCAGGUGGGGUGGAACGAGUUCAUGGCUGUGCUCAGGUGGGGUGGAACGAGUUCAUGGCUGUGCUCAGGUGGGGUGGAACGAGUUCAUGGCUGUGCUCAGGUGGGGUGGAACGAGUUCAUGGCUGUGCUCAGGUGGGGUGGAACGAGUUCAUGGCUGUGCUCAGGUGGGGUGGAACGAGUUCAUGGCUGUGCUCAGGUGGGGUGGAACGAGUUCAUGGCUGUGCUCAGGUGGGGUGGAACGAGUUCAUGGCUGUGCUCAGGUGGGGUGGAACGAGUUCAUGGCUGUGCUCAGGUGGGGUGGAACGAGUUCAUGGCUGUGCUCAGGUGGGGUGGAACGAGUUCAUGGCUGUGCUCAGGUGGGGUGGAACGAGUUCAUGGCUGUGCUCAGGUGGGGUGGAACGAGUUCAUGGCUGUGCUCAGGUGGGGUGGAACGAGUUCAUGGCUGUGCUCAGGUGGGGUGGAACGAGUUCAUGGCUGUGCUCAGGUGGGGUGGAACGAGUUCAUGGCUGUGCUCAGGUGGGGUGGAACGAGUUCAUGGCUGUGCUCAGGUGGGGUGGAACGAGUUCAUGGCUGUGCUCAGGUGGGGUGGAACGAGUUCAUGGCUGUGCUCAGGUGGGGUGGAACGAGUUCAUGGCUGUGCUCAGGUGGGGUGGAACGAGUUCAUGGCUGUGCUCAGGUGGGGUGGAACGAGUUCAUGGCUGUGCUCAGGUGGGGUGGAACGAGUUCAUGGCUGUGCUCAGGUGGGGUGGAACGAGUUCAUGGCUGUGCUCAGGUGGGGUGGAACGAGUUCAUGGCUGUGCUCAGGUGGGGUGGAACGAGUUCAUGGCUGUGCUCAGGUGGGGUGGAACGAGUUCAUGGCUGUGCUCAGGUGGGGUGGAACGAGUUCAUGGCUGUGCUCAGGUGGGGUGGAACGAGUUCAUGGCUGUGCUCAGGUGGGGUGGAACGAGUUCAUGGCUGUGCUCAGGUGGGGUGGAACGAGUUCAUGGCUGUGCUCAGGUGGGGUGGAACGAGUUCAUGGCUGUGCUCAGGUGGGGUGGAACGAGUUCAUGGCUGUGCUCAGGUGGGGUGGAACGAGUUCAUGGCUGUGCUCAGGUGGGGUGGAACGAGUUCAUGGCUGUGCUCAGGUGGGGUGGAACGAGUUCAUGGCUGUGCUCAGGUGGGGUGGAACGAGUUCAUGGCUGUGCUCAGGUGGGGUGGAACGAGUUCAUGGCUGUGCUCAGGUGGGGUGGAACGAGUUCAUGGCUGUGCUCAGGUGGGGUGGAACGAGUUCAUGGCUGUGCUCAGGUGGGGUGGAACGAGUUCAUGGCUGUGCUCAGGUGGGGUGGAACGAGUUCAUGGCUGUGCUCAGGUGGGGUGGAACGAGUUCAUGGCUGUGCUCAGGUGGGGUGGAACGAGUUCAUGGCUGUGCUCAGGUGGGGUGGAACGAGUUCAUGGCUGUGCUCAGGUGGGGUGGAACGAGUUCAUGGCUGUGCUCAGGUGGGGUGGAACGAGUUCAUGGCUGUGCUCAGGUGGGGUGGAACGAGUUCAUGGCUGUGCUCAGGUGGGGUGGAACGAGUUCAUGGCUGUGCUCAGGUGGGGUGGAACGAGUUCAUGGCUGUGCUCAGGUGGGGUGGAACGAGUUCAUGGCUGUGCUCAGGUGGGGUGGAACGAGUUCAUGGCUGUGCUCAGGUGGGGUGGAACGAGUUCAUGGCUGUGCUCAGGUGGGGUGGAACGAGUUCAUGGCUGUGCUCAGGUGGGGUGGAACGAGUUCAUGGCUGUGCUCAGGUGGGGUGGAACGAGUUCAUGGCUGUGCUCAGGUGGGGUGGAACGAGUUCAUGGCUGUGCUCAGGUGGGGUGGAACGAGUUCAUGGCUGUGCUCAGGUGGGGUGGAACGAGUUCAUGGCUGUGCUCAGGUGGGGUGGAACGAGUUCAUGGCUGUGCUCAGGUGGGGUGGAACGAGUUCAUGGCUGUGCUCAGGUGGGGUGGAACGAGUUCAUGGCUGUGCUCAGGUGGGGUGGAACGAGUUCAUGGCUGUGCUCAGGUGGGGUGGAACGAGUUCAUGGCUGUGCUCAGGUGGGGUGGAACGAGUUCAUGGCUGUGCUCAGGUGGGGUGGAACGAGUUCAUGGCUGUGCUCAGGUGGGGUGGAACGAGUUCAUGGCUGUGCUCAGGUGGGGUGGAACGAGUUCAUGGCUGUGCUCAGGUGGGGUGGAACGAGUUCAUGGCUGUGCUCAGGUGGGGUGGAACGAGUUCAUGGCUGUGCUCAGGUGGGGUGGAACGAGUUCAUGGCUGUGCUCAGGUGGGGUGGAACGAGUUCAUGGCUGUGCUCAGGUGGGGUGGAACGAGUUCAUGGCUGUGCUCAGGUGGGGUGGAACGAGUUCAUGGCUGUGCUCAGGUGGGGUGGAACGAGUUCAUGGCUGUGCUCAGGUGGGGUGGAACGAGUUCAUGGCUGUGCUCAGGUGGGGUGGAACGAGUUCAUGGCUGUGCUCAGGUGGGGUGGAACGAGUUCAUGGCUGUGCUCAGGUGGGGUGGAACGAGUUCAUGGCUGUGCUCAGGUGGGGUGGAACGAGUUCAUGGCUGUGCUCAGGUGGGGUGGAACGAGUUCAUGGCUGUGCUCAGGUGGGGUGGAACGAGUUCAUGGCUGUGCUCAGGUGGGGUGGAACGAGUUCAUGGCUGUGCUCAGGUGGGGUGGAACGAGUUCAUGGCUGUGCUCAGGUGGGGUGGAACGAGUUCAUGGCUGUGCUCAGGUGGGGUGGAACGAGUUCAUGGCUGUGCUCAGGUGGGGUGGAACGAGUUCAUGGCUGUGCUCAGGUGGGGUGGAACGAGUUCAUGGCUGUGCUCAGGUGGGGUGGAACGAGUUCAUGGCUGUGCUCAGGUGGGGUGGAACGAGUUCAUGGCUGUGCUCAGGUGGGGUGGAACGAGUUCAUGGCUGUGCUCAGGUGGGGUGGAACGAGUUCAUGGCUGUGCUCAGGUGGGGUGGAACGAGUUCAUGGCUGUGCUCAGGUGGGGUGGAACGAGUUCAUGGCUGUGCUCAGGUGGGGUGGAACGAGUUCAUGGCUGUGCUCAGGUGGGGUGGAACGAGUUCAUGGCUGUGCUCAGGUGGGGUGGAACGAGUUCAUGGCUGUGCUCAGGUGGGGUGGAACGAGUUCAUGGCUGUGCUCAGGUGGGGUGGAACGAGUUCAUGGCUGUGCUCAGGUGGGGUGGAACGAGUUCAUGGCUGUGCUCAGGUGGGGUGGAACGAGUUCAUGGCUGUGCUCAGGUGGGGUGGAACGAGUUCAUGGCUGUGCUCAGGUGGGGUGGAACGAGUUCAUGGCUGUGCUCAGGUGGGGUGGAACGAGUUCAUGGCUGUGCUCAGGUGGGGUGGAACGAGUUCAUGGCUGUGCUCAGGUGGGGUGGAACGAGUUCAUGGCUGUGCUCAGGUGGGGUGGAACGAGUUCAUGGCUGUGCUCAGGUGGGGUGGAACGAGUUCAUGGCUGUGCUCAGGUGGGGUGGAACGAGUUCAUGGCUGUGCUCAGGUGGGGUGGAACGAGUUCAUGGCUGUGCUCAGGUGGGGUGGAACGAGUUCAUGGCUGUGCUCAGGUGGGGUGGAACGAGUUCAUGGCUGUGCUCAGGUGGGGUGGAACGAGUUCAUGGCUGUGCUCAGGUGGGGUGGAACGAGUUCAUGGCUGUGCUCAGGUGGGGUGGAACGAGUUCAUGGCUGUGCUCAGGUGGGGUGGAACGAGUUCAUGGCUGUGCUCAGGUGGGGUGGAACGAGUUCAUGGCUGUGCUCAGGUGGGGUGGAACGAGUUCAUGGCUGUGCUCAGGUGGGGUGGAACGAGUUCAUGGCUGUGCUCAGGUGGGGUGGAACGAGUUCAUGGCUGUGCUCAGGUGGGGUGGAACGAGUUCAUGGCUGUGCUCAGGUGGGGUGGAACGAGUUCAUGGCUGUGCUCAGGUGGGGUGGAACGAGUUCAUGGCUGUGCUCAGGUGGGGUGGAACGAGUUCAUGGCUGUGCUCAGGUGGGGUGGAACGAGUUCAUGGCUGUGCUCAGGUGGGGUGGAACGAGUUCAUGGCUGUGCUCAGGUGGGGUGGAACGAGUUCAUGGCUGUGCUCAGGUGGGGUGGAACGAGUUCAUGGCUGUGCUCAGGUGGGGUGGAACGAGUUCAUGGCUGUGCUCAGGUGGGGUGGAACGAGUUCAUGGCUGUGCUCAGGUGGGGUGGAACGAGUUCAUGGCUGUGCUCAGGUGGGGUGGAACGAGUUCAUGGCUGUGCUCAGGUGGGGUGGAACGAGUUCAUGGCUGUGCUCAGGUGGGGUGGAACGAGUUCAUGGCUGUGCUCAGGUGGGGUGGAACGAGUUCAUGGCUGUGCUCAGGUGGGGUGGAACGAGUUCAUGGCUGUGCUCAGGUGGGGUGGAACGAGUUCAUGGCUGUGCUCAGGUGGGGUGGAACGAGUUCAUGGCUGUGCUCAGGUGGGGUGGAACGAGUUCAUGGCUGUGCUCAGGUGGGGUGGAACGAGUUCAUGGCUGUGCUCAGGUGGGGUGGAACGAGUUCAUGGCUGUGCUCAGGUGGGGUGGAACGAGUUCAUGGCUGUGCUCAGGUGGGGUGGAACGAGUUCAUGGCUGUGCUCAGGUGGGGUGGAACGAGUUCAUGGCUGUGCUCAGGUGGGGUGGAACGAGUUCAUGGCUGUGCUCAGGUGGGGUGGAACGAGUUCAUGGCUGUGCUCAGGUGGGGUGGAACGAGUUCAUGGCUGUGCUCAGGUGGGGUGGAACGAGUUCAUGGCUGUGCUCAGGUGGGGUGGAACGAGUUCAUGGCUGUGCUCAGGUGGGGUGGAACGAGUUCAUGGCUGUGCUCAGGUGGGGUGGAACGAGUUCAUGGCUGUGCUCAGGUGGGGUGGAACGAGUUCAUGGCUGUGCUCAGGUGGGGUGGAACGAGUUCAUGGCUGUGCUCAGGUGGGGUGGAACGAGUUCAUGGCUGUGCUCAGGUGGGGUGGAACGAGUUCAUGGCUGUGCUCAGGUGGGGUGGAACGAGUUCAUGGCUGUGCUCAGGUGGGGUGGAACGAGUUCAUGGCUGUGCUCAGGUGGGGUGGAACGAGUUCAUGGCUGUGCUCAGGUGGGGUGGAACGAGUUCAUGGCUGUGCUCAGGUGGGGUGGAACGAGUUCAUGGCUGUGCUCAGGUGGGGUGGAACGAGUUCAUGGCUGUGCUCAGGUGGGGUGGAACGAGUUCAUGGCUGUGCUCAGGUGGGGUGGAACGAGUUCAUGGCUGUGCUCAGGUGGGGUGGAACGAGUUCAUGGCUGUGCUCAGGUGGGGUGGAACGAGUUCAUGGCUGUGCUCAGGUGGGGUGGAACGAGUUCAUGGCUGUGCUCAGGUGGGGUGGAACGAGUUCAUGGCUGUGCUCAGGUGGGGUGGAACGAGUUCAUGGCUGUGCUCAGGUGGGGUGGAACGAGUUCAUGGCUGUGCUCAGGUGGGGUGGAACGAGUUCAUGGCUGUGCUCAGGUGGGGUGGAACGAGUUCAUGGCUGUGCUCAGGUGGGGUGGAACGAGUUCAUGGCUGUGCUCAGGUGGGGUGGAACGAGUUCAUGGCUGUGCUCAGGUGGGGUGGAACGAGUUCAUGGCUGUGCUCAGGUGGGGUGGAACGAGUUCAUGGCUGUGCUCAGGUGGGGUGGAACGAGUUCAUGGCUGUGCUCAGGUGGGGUGGAACGAGUUCAUGGCUGUGCUCAGGUGGGGUGGAACGAGUUCAUGGCUGUGCUCAGGUGGGGUGGAACGAGUUCAUGGCUGUGCUCAGGUGGGGUGGAACGAGUUCAUGGCUGUGCUCAGGUGGGGUGGAACGAGUUCAUGGCUGUGCUCAGGUGGGGUGGAACGAGUUCAUGGCUGUGCUCAGGUGGGGUGGAACGAGUUCAUGGCUGUGCUCAGGUGGGGUGGAACGAGUUCAUGGCUGUGCUCAGGUGGGGUGGAACGAGUUCAUGGCUGUGCUCAGGUGGGGUGGAACGAGUUCAUGGCUGUGCUCAGGUGGGGUGGAACGAGUUCAUGGCUGUGCUCAGGUGGGGUGGAACGAGUUCAUGGCUGUGCUCAGGUGGGGUGGAACGAGUUCAUGGCUGUGCUCAGGUGGGGUGGAACGAGUUCAUGGCUGUGCUCAGGUGGGGUGGAACGAGUUCAUGGCUGUGCUCAGGUGGGGUGGAACGAGUUCAUGGCUGUGCUCAGGUGGGGUGGAACGAGUUCAUGGCUGUGCUCAGGUGGGGUGGAACGAGUUCAUGGCUGUGCUCAGGUGGGGUGGAACGAGUUCAUGGCUGUGCUCAGGUGGGGUGGAACGAGUUCAUGGCUGUGCUCAGGUGGGGUGGAACGAGUUCAUGGCUGUGCUCAGGUGGGGUGGAACGAGUUCAUGGCUGUGCUCAGGUGGGGUGGAACGAGUUCAUGGCUGUGCUCAGGUGGGGUGGAACGAGUUCAUGGCUGUGCUCAGGUGGGGUGGAACGAGUUCAUGGCUGUGCUCAGGUGGGGUGGAACGAGUUCAUGGCUGUGCUCAGGUGGGGUGGAACGAGUUCAUGGCUGUGCUCAGGUGGGGUGGAACGAGUUCAUGGCUGUGCUCAGGUGGGGUGGAACGAGUUCAUGGCUGUGCUCAGGUGGGGUGGAACGAGUUCAUGGCUGUGCUCAGGUGGGGUGGAACGAGUUCAUGGCUGUGCUCAGGUGGGGUGGAACGAGUUCAUGGCUGUGCUCAGGUGGGGUGGAACGAGUUCAUGGCUGUGCUCAGGUGGGGUGGAACGAGUUCAUGGCUGUGCUCAGGUGGGGUGGAACGAGUUCAUGGCUGUGCUCAGGUGGGGUGGAACGAGUUCAUGGCUGUGCUCAGGUGGGGUGGAACGAGUUCAUGGCUGUGCUCAGGUGGGGUGGAACGAGUUCAUGGCUGUGCUCAGGUGGGGUGGAACGAGUUCAUGGCUGUGCUCAGGUGGGGUGGAACGAGUUCAUGGCUGUGCUCAGGUGGGGUGGAACGAGUUCAUGGCUGUGCUCAGGUGGGGUGGAACGAGUUCAUGGCUGUGCUCAGGUGGGGUGGAACGAGUUCAUGGCUGUGCUCAGGUGGGGUGGAACGAGUUCAUGGCUGUGCUCAGGUGGGGUGGAACGAGUUCAUGGCUGUGCUCAGGUGGGGUGGAACGAGUUCAUGGCUGUGCUCAGGUGGGGUGGAACGAGUUCAUGGCUGUGCUCAGGUGGGGUGGAACGAGUUCAUGGCUGUGCUCAGGUGGGGUGGAACGAGUUCAUGGCUGUGCUCAGGUGGGGUGGAACGAGUUCAUGGCUGUGCUCAGGUGGGGUGGAACGAGUUCAUGGCUGUGCUCAGGUGGGGUGGAACGAGUUCAUGGCUGUGCUCAGGUGGGGUGGAACGAGUUCAUGGCUGUGCUCAGGUGGGGUGGAACGAGUUCAUGGCUGUGCUCAGGUGGGGUGGAACGAGUUCAUGGCUGUGCUCAGGUGGGGUGGAACGAGUUCAUGGCUGUGCUCAGGUGGGGUGGAACGAGUUCAUGGCUGUGCUCAGGUGGGGUGGAACGAGUUCAUGGCUGUGCUCAGGUGGGGUGGAACGAGUUCAUGGCUGUGCUCAGGUGGGGUGGAACGAGUUCAUGGCUGUGCUCAGGUGGGGUGGAACGAGUUCAUGGCUGUGCUCAGGUGGGGUGGAACGAGUUCAUGGCUGUGCUCAGGUGGGGUGGAACGAGUUCAUGGCUGUGCUCAGGUGGGGUGGAACGAGUUCAUGGCUGUGCUCAGGUGGGGUGGAACGAGUUCAUGGCUGUGCUCAGGUGGGGUGGAACGAGUUCAUGGCUGUGCUCAGGUGGGGUGGAACGAGUUCAUGGCUGUGCUCAGGUGGGGUGGAACGAGUUCAUGGCUGUGCUCAGGUGGGGUGGAACGAGUUCAUGGCUGUGCUCAGGUGGGGUGGAACGAGUUCAUGGCUGUGCUCAGGUGGGGUGGAACGAGUUCAUGGCUGUGCUCAGGUGGGGUGGAACGAGUUCAUGGCUGUGCUCAGGUGGGGUGGAACGAGUUCAUGGCUGUGCUCAGGUGGGGUGGAACGAGUUCAUGGCUGUGCUCAGGUGGGGUGGAACGAGUUCAUGGCUGUGCUCAGGUGGGGUGGAACGAGUUCAUGGCUGUGCUCAGGUGGGGUGGAACGAGUUCAUGGCUGUGCUCAGGUGGGGUGGAACGAGUUCAUGGCUGUGCUCAGGUGGGGUGGAACGAGUUCAUGGCUGUGCUCAGGUGGGGUGGAACGAGUUCAUGGCUGUGCUCAGGUGGGGUGGAACGAGUUCAUGGCUGUGCUCAGGUGGGGUGGAACGAGUUCAUGGCUGUGCUCAGGUGGGGUGGAACGAGUUCAUGGCUGUGCUCAGGUGGGGUGGAACGAGUUCAUGGCUGUGCUCAGGUGGGGUGGAACGAGUUCAUGGCUGUGCUCAGGUGGGGUGGAACGAGUUCAUGGCUGUGCUCAGGUGGGGUGGAACGAGUUCAUGGCUGUGCUCAGGUGGGGUGGAACGAGUUCAUGGCUGUGCUCAGGUGGGGUGGAACGAGUUCAUGGCUGUGCUCAGGUGGGGUGGAACGAGUUCAUGGCUGUGCUCAGGUGGGGUGGAACGAGUUCAUGGCUGUGCUCAGGUGGGGUGGAACGAGUUCAUGGCUGUGCUCAGGUGGGGUGGAACGAGUUCAUGGCUGUGCUCAGGUGGGGUGGAACGAGUUCAUGGCUGUGCUCAGGUGGGGUGGAACGAGUUCAUGGCUGUGCUCAGGUGGGGUGGAACGAGUUCAUGGCUGUGCUCAGGUGGGGUGGAACGAGUUCAUGGCUGUGCUCAGGUGGGGUGGAACGAGUUCAUGGCUGUGCUCAGGUGGGGUGGAACGAGUUCAUGGCUGUGCUCAGGUGGGGUGGAACGAGUUCAUGGCUGUGCUCAGGUGGGGUGGAACGAGUUCAUGGCUGUGCUCAGGUGGGGUGGAACGAGUUCAUGGCUGUGCUCAGGUGGGGUGGAACGAGUUCAUGGCUGUGCUCAGGUGGGGUGGAACGAGUUCAUGGCUGUGCUCAGGUGGGGUGGAACGAGUUCAUGGCUGUGCUCAGGUGGGGUGGAACGAGUUCAUGGCUGUGCUCAGGUGGGGUGGAACGAGUUCAUGGCUGUGCUCAGGUGGGGUGGAACGAGUUCAUGGCUGUGCUCAGGUGGGGUGGAACGAGUUCAUGGCUGUGCUCAGGUGGGGUGGAACGAGUUCAUGGCUGUGCUCAGGUGGGGUGGAACGAGUUCAUGGCUGUGCUCAGGUGGGGUGGAACGAGUUCAUGGCUGUGCUCAGGUGGGGUGGAACGAGUUCAUGGCUGUGCUCAGGUGGGGUGGAACGAGUUCAUGGCUGUGCUCAGGUGGGGUGGAACGAGUUCAUGGCUGUGCUCAGGUGGGGUGGAACGAGUUCAUGGCUGUGCUCAGGUGGGGUGGAACGAGUUCAUGGCUGUGCUCAGGUGGGGUGGAACGAGUUCAUGGCUGUGCUCAGGUGGGGUGGAACGAGUUCAUGGCUGUGCUCAGGUGGGGUGGAACGAGUUCAUGGCUGUGCUCAGGUGGGGUGGAACGAGUUCAUGGCUGUGCUCAGGUGGGGUGGAACGAGUUCAUGGCUGUGCUCAGGUGGGGUGGAACGAGUUCAUGGCUGUGCUCAGGUGGGGUGGAACGAGUUCAUGGCUGUGCUCAGGUGGGGUGGAACGAGUUCAUGGCUGUGCUCAGGUGGGGUGGAACGAGUUCAUGGCUGUGCUCAGGUGGGGUGGAACGAGUUCAUGGCUGUGCUCAGGUGGGGUGGAACGAGUUCAUGGCUGUGCUCAGGUGGGGUGGAACGAGUUCAUGGCUGUGCUCAGGUGGGGUGGAACGAGUUCAUGGCUGUGCUCAGGUGGGGUGGAACGAGUUCAUGGCUGUGCUCAGGUGGGGUGGAACGAGUUCAUGGCUGUGCUCAGGUGGGGUGGAACGAGUUCAUGGCUGUGCUCAGGUGGGGUGGAACGAGUUCAUGGCUGUGCUCAGGUGGGGUGGAACGAGUUCAUGGCUGUGCUCAGGUGGGGUGGAACGAGUUCAUGGCUGUGCUCAGGUGGGGUGGAACGAGUUCAUGGCUGUGCUCAGGUGGGGUGGAACGAGUUCAUGGCUGUGCUCAGGUGGGGUGGAACGAGUUCAUGGCUGUGCUCAGGUGGGGUGGAACGAGUUCAUGGCUGUGCUCAGGUGGGGUGGAACGAGUUCAUGGCUGUGCUCAGGUGGGGUGGAACGAGUUCAUGGCUGUGCUCAGGUGGGGUGGAACGAGUUCAUGGCUGUGCUCAGGUGGGGUGGAACGAGUUCAUGGCUGUGCUCAGGUGGGGUGGAACGAGUUCAUGGCUGUGCUCAGGUGGGGUGGAACGAGUUCAUGGCUGUGCUCAGGUGGGGUGGAACGAGUUCAUGGCUGUGCUCAGGUGGGGUGGAACGAGUUCAUGGCUGUGCUCAGGUGGGGUGGAACGAGUUCAUGGCUGUGCUCAGGUGGGGUGGAACGAGUUCAUGGCUGUGCUCAGGUGGGGUGGAACGAGUUCAUGGCUGUGCUCAGGUGGGGUGGAACGAGUUCAUGGCUGUGCUCAGGUGGGGUGGAACGAGUUCAUGGCUGUGCUCAGGUGGGGUGGAACGAGUUCAUGGCUGUGCUCAGGUGGGGUGGAACGAGUUCAUGGCUGUGCUCAGGUGGGGUGGAACGAGUUCAUGGCUGUGCUCAGGUGGGGUGGAACGAGUUCAUGGCUGUGCUCAGGUGGGGUGGAACGAGUUCAUGGCUGUGCUCAGGUGGGGUGGAACGAGUUCAUGGCUGUGCUCAGGUGGGGUGGAACGAGUUCAUGGCUGUGCUCAGGUGGGGUGGAACGAGUUCAUGGCUGUGCUCAGGUGGGGUGGAACGAGUUCAUGGCUGUGCUCAGGUGGGGUGGAACGAGUUCAUGGCUGUGCUCAGGUGGGGUGGAACGAGUUCAUGGCUGUGCUCAGGUGGGGUGGAACGAGUUCAUGGCUGUGCUCAGGUGGGGUGGAACGAGUUCAUGGCUGUGCUCAGGUGGGGUGGAACGAGUUCAUGGCUGUGCUCAGGUGGGGUGGAACGAGUUCAUGGCUGUGCUCAGGUGGGGUGGAACGAGUUCAUGGCUGUGCUCAGGUGGGGUGGAACGAGUUCAUGGCUGUGCUCAGGUGGGGUGGAACGAGUUCAUGGCUGUGCUCAGGUGGGGUGGAACGAGUUCAUGGCUGUGCUCAGGUGGGGUGGAACGAGUUCAUGGCUGUGCUCAGGUGGGGUGGAACGAGUUCAUGGCUGUGCUCAGGUGGGGUGGAACGAGUUCAUGGCUGUGCUCAGGUGGGGUGGAACGAGUUCAUGGCUGUGCUCAGGUGGGGUGGAACGAGUUCAUGGCUGUGCUCAGGUGGGGUGGAACGAGUUCAUGGCUGUGCUCAGGUGGGGUGGAACGAGUUCAUGGCUGUGCUCAGGUGGGGUGGAACGAGUUCAUGGCUGUGCUCAGGUGGGGUGGAACGAGUUCAUGGCUGUGCUCAGGUGGGGUGGAACGAGUUCAUGGCUGUGCUCAGGUGGGGUGGAACGAGUUCAUGGCUGUGCUCAGGUGGGGUGGAACGAGUUCAUGGCUGUGCUCAGGUGGGGUGGAACGAGUUCAUGGCUGUGCUCAGGUGGGGUGGAACGAGUUCAUGGCUGUGCUCAGGUGGGGUGGAACGAGUUCAUGGCUGUGCUCAGGUGGGGUGGAACGAGUUCAUGGCUGUGCUCAGGUGGGGUGGAACGAGUUCAUGGCUGUGCUCAGGUGGGGUGGAACGAGUUCAUGGCUGUGCUCAGGUGGGGUGGAACGAGUUCAUGGCUGUGCUCAGGUGGGGUGGAACGAGUUCAUGGCUGUGCUCAGGUGGGGUGGAACGAGUUCAUGGCUGUGCUCAGGUGGGGUGGAACGAGUUCAUGGCUGUGCUCAGGUGGGGUGGAACGAGUUCAUGGCUGUGCUCAGGUGGGGUGGAACGAGUUCAUGGCUGUGCUCAGGUGGGGUGGAACGAGUUCAUGGCUGUGCUCAGGUGGGGUGGAACGAGUUCAUGGCUGUGCUCAGGUGGGGUGGAACGAGUUCAUGGCUGUGCUCAGGUGGGGUGGAACGAGUUCAUGGCUGUGCUCAGGUGGGGUGGAACGAGUUCAUGGCUGUGCUCAGGUGGGGUGGAACGAGUUCAUGGCUGUGCUCAGGUGGGGUGGAACGAGUUCAUGGCUGUGCUCAGGUGGGGUGGAACGAGUUCAUGGCUGUGCUCAGGUGGGGUGGAACGAGUUCAUGGCUGUGCUCAGGUGGGGUGGAACGAGUUCAUGGCUGUGCUCAGGUGGGGUGGAACGAGUUCAUGGCUGUGCUCAGGUGGGGUGGAACGAGUUCAUGGCUGUGCUCAGGUGGGGUGGAACGAGUUCAUGGCUGUGCUCAGGUGGGGUGGAACGAGUUCAUGGCUGUGCUCAGGUGGGGUGGAACGAGUUCACGGCUGUGCUCAGGUGGGGUGGAACGAGUUCACGGCUGUGCUCAGGUGGGGUGGAACGAGUUCACGGCUGUGCUCAGGUGGGGUGGAACGAGUUCACGGCUGUGCUCAGGUGGGGUGGAACGAGUUCACGGCUGUGCUCAGGUGGGGUGGAACGAGUUCACGGCUGUGCUCAGGUGGGGUGGAACGAGUUCACGGCUGUGCUCAGGUGGGGUGGAACGAGUUCACGGCUGUGCUCAGGUGGGGUGGAACGAGUUCACGGCUGUGCUCAGGUGGGGUGGAACGAGUUCACGGCUGUGCUCAGGUGGGGUGGAACGAGUUCACGGCUGUGCUCAGGUGGGGUGGAACGAGUUCACGGCUGUGCUCAGGUGGGGUGGAACGAGUUCACGGCUGUGCUCAGGUGGGGUGGAACGAGUUCACGGCUGUGCUCAGGUGGGGUGGAACGAGUUCACGGCUGUGCUCAGGUGGGGUGGAACGAGUUCACGGCUGUGCUCAGGUGGGGUGGAACGAGUUCACGGCUGUGCUCAGGUGGGGUGGAACGAGUUCACGGCUGUGCUCAGGUGGGGUGGAACGAGUUCACGGCUGUGCUCAGGUGGGGUGGAACGAGUUCACGGCUGUGCUCAGGUGGGGUGGAACGAGUUCAUGGCUGUGCUCAGGUGGGGUGGAACGAGUUCAUGGCUGUGCUCAGGUGGGGUGGAACGAGUUCAUGGCUGUGCUCAGGUGGGGUGGAACGAGUUCAUGGCUGUGCUCAGGUGGGGUGGAACGAGUUCAUGGCUGUGCUCAGGUGGGGUGGAACGAGUUCAUGGCUGUGCUCAGGUGGGGUGGAACGAGUUCAUGGCUGUGCUCAGGUGGGGUGGAACGAGUUCAUGGCUGUGCUCAGGUGGGGUGGAACGAGUUCAUGGCUGUGCUCAGGUGGGGUGGAACGAGUUCAUGGCUGUGCUCAGGUGGGGUGGAACGAGUUCAUGGCUGUGCUCAGGUGGGGUGGAACGAGUUCAUGGCUGUGCUCAGGUGGGGUGGAACGAGUUCAUGGCUGUGCUCAGGUGGGGUGGAACGAGUUCAUGGCUGUGCUCAGGUGGGGUGGAACGAGUUCAUGGCUGUGCUCAGGUGGGGUGGAACGAGUUCAUGGCUGUGCUCAGGAACCCCGUGCUGCUGCUGCUGGGAGUGUUUGUCUUCUUCAUGGGGCGCGAGGUCAUGGCUCAGCUGGACCUGGGAGGCAUCUUUGACAACGGCCUGGUUCCGGGCUUCAUCACUCUUGCAGCGCGGGCAGGCCCCAUAAUCAUCUCCGUGCUGCGGCAGCUGGGCGAGCAGGCAGAGGCGGCUCUGAGCGCGCACAACGCCCCCGUGCCAGGCCCCCUGCGCCCCAACUGGCGCAGCGAGGGGGAUGAGGAUGGCGGCGAUGUGGCGAUGCGGGAUUUCAGUGCGGGGAGCAGCGGGGAGGCGGGGCUGAGGCAACGAGGGAGCAGGCGGGAGGGAGAGGGCAGCUGA